Molecule: messenger RNA, 351 nt
Organism: Durusdinium trenchii
Lineage: Eukaryota; Dinophyceae; Suessiales; Symbiodiniaceae
Source: the annotation of a GenBank genome assembly
GGUUCCUUCAGAGCGGAAGCAGCUGACCUGGCUUUGGGAAAUGCCAGUCAGUAUGACUGUGGAGGGAACCUGUUCUGGAUCGACUUUGCUUUCUCUGCUGUGCCCACUUUUGUCAGCCAGCAUGCAAUCGAAGUGUUGCGCUUAGACUACUUCUCGGAGCCGUGUGCUUGGCCAGCGGAACUGCCCGUGGUGGUGGCAGUUCAGCCUGCCUGGAAAGCCAAAGACAUUCAGAAGCAUUUCGGCAGUUUGCACAGGGUCUCGCCGGAAGAGAUAGACGCAGCUUUCAUCAAGGCUGUUGCUGAGGAGAUACGGGCCGGCGCAGCUGAGGAUACCCUCAAGCCGCUGGACUGA